AUGCAUGCAAGAUGGAGACCCAGAUGCUACGAAAGAGUAGACAAACUGGUUCGGAGGUGGUCUGGUUCUCCAGACAAUCGUUUCCCAUUUUCGUCCCAGAAUGAUGAUGUUAUGAUUUAUGAGUUUUAUGAGGCUGCUCGUGAUGAGAAUCGAUAUGUGUACAACUUUGUUGGCGUAUUGGACGAAGUUUCUGGACGAAAGCAGCUCGACUUGUCCAUUAUUAUCGAUCAAGUCACACCAGCUGGUGAUUCGUUGCUUCAUGUUGCUGCCGAAUUUGGGAGGAAAGAGACCGCAGAGCUAAUAGCUUGUUUCUUUCCAAAGCUUCUGUACAAGGGAAAUAUAAAAGGCGACACUCCACUUGAUGUUGCUGCUAGAGCCAAUAAUGAAGUGAUGGAGGCCAUUCUGUUGACAUUUGAAAAUAUUAAUACAAGUCAUUUGAUAACAUCAGAGAACAAGUUUGGAAACACGCCUUUGCAUGAAGCUGUUGUCAGCAAAAAUCUUGAUGGUGUGAAUAUACUAUUGAAAGCUCAUGACGAUGUUGCUCUGGCUCGUUAUUGGAACAACGCUUAUCCUAAUAAAUCGCCAAUGUAUUUGGCAGUCCUAACAGGGGAUUUGGAAAUUCUUCAUUUUCUCUUGCAAAUUCCAUUCUCCUCAAAUCUGACGAUUUCGAAUUGUCGAGGAAACUCUCCUCUUCAUGCCGCCAUAUUAGAACGCAAACCUGCACGCAUUGGUUACUUGGAAGGUGUUAGCAUACUGUUAAACAAAUCUACUUUGACGGCAUUCCAAAAAAAUUCAGAAGGCAAUCUUCCUGUUCAUCUUGCUUGUGAGGGAGGCCAUGUUCAGGUGGUCAAAAAAUUGCUUGAAGUAAAGUGUCCUUGGCUUGAUGUUAGGCUCUGGCUCAACAAUAAUGGCCAAAACAUGCUUCACAUUGCAGCAAGGAAUGGAGAAAAAAAUGUGGUGAAAUACUUGUUGAAAACCCCCAAAAUUAUUCAUGAUGAAACCAUGAAUGAGAGAGAUGUAAAUGGAGAUACCCCACUUCAUUUGGCUUCGAGAAAGCUUUGUUUGGACUCUGCUCCUUCCCUCACGAGACAAGAAGAUUGA
Molecule: messenger RNA, 1101 nt
Organism: Prosopis cineraria
Lineage: Eukaryota; Viridiplantae; Streptophyta; Magnoliopsida; Fabales; Fabaceae
Product: protein ACCELERATED CELL DEATH 6-like
Exons: 3
Coding region: 1-1101 (366 amino acids)
Molecular function (GO): protein binding
Source: RefSeq, a predicted model, not a curated record